AACAUACAUUUAUGAUUAAGCAACUGUCCAGCGCCACAUUCUAUGUGGAAAACUGUUUAGGUAAACAUGUUAAAAUAGCUGAAUUAUUUUAGCAAGUCCACUAUCGAUAGCGUCUCAAAAGUUAAAGGUCGAAUCCAAAUGGCGACACGUAUUCUUUCGAGGUUGUGCAACAAGGUUCGUUUACAGUUGACGUAUACCCCAGUUUCUUGUUUGUAUUCCAAAGAAUCUGCAUUAUCACGGAACGCAUCUUGUUCCAGACUUAUAAGAGAAGCACUCAGUGAUUUCGAAGACACAGAAUUUCAACCCUUACGAAUAAGAGGAUAUGCAUUAGGUAGAAAUUUUUCCAGGGCUAAUGUUGAUACUAUACAGUAUCUGGAAGAUAAAUCCGGAAAAGUUCUUGAUAUAAUGGAAGCACAGGAAGUCAUGAAAACAGGUGAAGGGGUUUUCACUAAACGAGUAUCAUUCAAGUCAAUGUUUGAGGAUGGUUUCCGUUCUCUUGAACUAAACAUCGAAGGAAAGAAAUGUCCAGAUCCAAGUCUUCAGUUCGUUACGGACGCUUUUAUAUUAGGAUUCUUAGAAGAGAAAGAUUUCCAUGAGGAUUGUUUGAGAUGCAUGCAUAGAAUACCUGAAAAAAGAGAUAGACCUAUAAAAAAUGAUGAAUCAUAUAUUUGCACAUUAUUAGCAAAUCAUCUGUUCUCCAGGCUAACUAUUCGGUUCUCUGGACAUCAUUAUUUUUUAACAAAUGACUAUCACAAUAAGUUCGAUGUUUGUCCUUGUAUGAAAUGUGGUCAGCAGAUCAGAUAUCGGAAUACUGGAAUUGGGAGUGAAUAUUUAUGGUAUGGAAGACCAGACAUCAUGUUGUUCACUAUGGCAGGAGGUGGCUGUAAUAUUAUAUAUCCAGAAGACUGCAGUGCAGAUGACAGAGAGUUUGAUGUAGACCAAGCAGAAAAUCAGAUAAUUGAAAUUGAUUUGAAAUCAUCAACAUUACGAAAAAAGGAAAACAUUGAGCAAGUUGUUGCACAGACAAUUACUUAUUCAAUGUACCAGAGGGUACGUCAGAGAGAAAAAGGCAAAACACUUCCUCAAGCUUUUUUAAUUCCUACUAUUGUUGCAAGUUCUGACUACUUUGAUAUUUAUAUGUAUGAUACACAGAAUGACAUCCUGUUAAGAAAUAAAGGAGAUCCUAUUCCUAUUUGGAAUAAGAAUAAAUUUAGUGCAGAGGGUGAAACAUUAAAUUUAUCAAACAUUUUAAAAAUUUGGAUGACAUUGAAUCAUUUUACCUUAAAGCCUAAACUUUUAGUAGAUGAGAUUAAAAGUUUAAAAGGAACAUGUGAUUUUUUAGGUCGUAUUGCUCCAAAACGCUUACAUUUGAUUGAAAAAACAAUUUCUAUGCAAAAAAAAUUUCUCCCAUUAAAGGAGAUGGAAUUGGAAUUGGAUGUUCCUAGUGUUCCAUUAAAACAAAAGUCUCUACCCAGUACAUGCAGUAAUGAUGAAGAAAAAUGACAAAUCUACAUUUAUGGUAUAAUUGCUUACAUGUAUGGCGUUCAUUAUUACUGAACUAGUAAAUAUUAUGUUUAGGGGGCAGCUGAAGGACGCCUCCGGGUGUGGGAAUUUCUCGCUACAUUGAAGACCUGUUGGUGACCUUCUGCUGUUGUUUUUUUCUAUGGUCAGGUUGUUGUCUCUUUGACACAUUCCCCAUUUCCAUUCUCAAUUUUAUUUCAUUUGAACUCUGGUGGAUAGUUGUCUAACAUGUUUAACACCACCACAUUA
Molecule: messenger RNA, 1770 nt
Organism: Mytilus californianus (California mussel)
Lineage: Eukaryota; Metazoa; Mollusca; Bivalvia; Mytilida; Mytilidae
Exons: 3
Coding region: 139-1503 (454 amino acids)
Source: RefSeq, a predicted model, not a curated record